AGCCAGACUUCAUGAGUCAACGUAGUGUAUUUCAGCUAUAUAGCACAUUAUAUCUACCUUCGUAGUGUAUACAAACACAUUUGCUUGCAAAAUUGUCACUUGUCAUGCUGUGUUCAUUGUGGACUCGAUAAAACAUUGCUGUCUGCUUUUCACCACCCCAAGUCGACAAUUUUUUUCAGAAUUGCUAAUCCACAAAUUUAUUUGAUUAAUACCAGUUAAUAAUCUAAUUCUCGUUUCAACUUAGAUAUAUAUUCCAUCUAAUCAAAAUGUUUGGUUUCAACAUGUUUCCCGAGGUCCCUCGACCUUUCAAUACACAGUAUAAAUGUUUUUCCGUAUCUAUGAUGCCUGGUAAUGAUCGCCAGGACGUUGAACGUGGAGGAAAAAUCAUAAUGCCACCUUCAGCUCUGGAUACAUUAACAAGAUUACAUAUUGUUUAUCCCAUGUUAUUUAAGUUGACAAAUAAAAAAACUGAUAGAAUGACCCACAGUGGAGUUUUAGAAUUUGUAGCUGAUGAAGGCAAAGUUUAUCUUCCGUAUUGGAUGAUGCAUAAUUUACUUCUGCAAGAAGGAGACCUACUUAAUAUUGAAUGUGUGUCACUACCAGUAGCCACUUAUGCUUGUUUUCAACCACAAUCUGAAGAUUUUUUGGAUAUCACUAAUCCUAAGGCUGUGUUAGAAAAUGGGUUGAGAAGUUUUGCUUGUCUUACUGCUGGUGACAUGAUAGCCAUUAAAUACAAUUCAAAAAUAUAUGAAAUGUGUGUUUUAAAAACUGAGCCAGGCUCAGCUGUUACUAUAAUUGAGUGUGACAUGAAUGUGGAAUUUGCCCCUCCAGUGGGCUAUAAAGAGCCUGAAAAACCACAGCCUAAGGAAGAAGAUAAAGUUCAUCCCGCAGAUUUAAUGCCAGAACCAACUGGUUUCAUUGCUUUCAAAGGAUCAGGAAAUAGACUAGAUGGCAAGAAACGAAAGGAUAGCUCUCAAAAAGAACUUCAAACGGCAAAACCAACCUAUGUGAGGGGAAUACCUGAUUAUGAGUACAAUAUUGGUACUCUUUCAUUUUUGAGAAAUAUUAUGCAAAUCAAUGAUAAAGAGGAAAAAACAGAGGAAGAAGUAUUCCAAGCUUUCACUGGAGAAGGAUUUUCUUUGAGGAAGCCUAGAAAAUAAUAAAUAAAUGGAAUAAAUUUUAUUAUAAAUCUAUCAGUUUUAUUAUAAAAACAAUACAUCAAUUUGAAAAAGCAUUCUUUAUAAAUCACAGUCUAUGGUAUUAUAAGUACCAUUUUGUGUAAAAAUGCAUUCAAAUGUUUAAAAUUUUUGUAAAUAUAAUGAUACUUAUUCUAAGUGUAAAAAAUUAGU
Molecule: messenger RNA, 1349 nt
Organism: Trichogramma pretiosum
Lineage: Eukaryota; Metazoa; Arthropoda; Insecta; Hymenoptera; Trichogrammatidae
Gene: Ufd1-like
Product: ubiquitin fusion degradation protein 1 homolog
Exons: 5
Coding region: 267-1160 (297 amino acids)
Cellular component (GO): VCP-NPL4-UFD1 AAA ATPase complex
Molecular function (GO): polyubiquitin modification-dependent protein binding
Source: RefSeq, a predicted model, not a curated record